Messenger RNA from Triticum aestivum (bread wheat), 798 nucleotides. Its product is annotated as probably inactive leucine-rich repeat receptor-like protein kinase At5g48380. Gene Ontology annotation, molecular function: protein binding. NCBI's taxonomy places the organism in Eukaryota, Viridiplantae, Streptophyta, Magnoliopsida, Poales, Poaceae. The transcript has a single exon. The record is from RefSeq and is a predicted model, not a curated record. Bases 1 to 798 code for a protein of 265 amino acids.
AUGGCUGAGGAUACCAAGUUCCUCCUUUUGUCUCUCCUCUUGAGCAGCUCAUCAUCGUUGUGUUUUGGUUCUGAACAAGAUAUCCAGUGCCUGAGGUCUGUGCAACAAUCAGUGAUUGAUCCCUUGGGCAUACUCAAAUCCUCUUGGAACUUCGGAUAUGCCACCAACGGUUACAUAUGCAGCUUUACUGGUGUGGAAUGCUGGCACGGCUACGAGAACAAGGUUCUCUCUCUGCGACUCGACAACCUAGGACUUGAAGGCCCAUUUCCUCAGGGUCUUCAAAAUUGCACAAGCUUGAACAUCUUGGACCUGUCGUAUAACAACUUUUCAGGACCCAUUCCCUCUGGUAUCGCACAGCAGAUACCGUAUGUGACAUCUCUGAUUCUCUCAUACAAUAACUUUUCAAGUGAAAUCCCAGAGAGUAUGGCAAAUUUGGCAUACCUGAACACGUUCAACCUUCAGCAUAACCAACUCAGAGGUCAAAUUCCAGAACGCUUCAGCAUGCUCGGUCGGUUAACCUCAUCCAAUGUUGCAGGAAACUUACUAUCAGGGCCUAUCCCCACUUUUGCACAGGACUUCUCGCCUUUAUACUUUGCUGGUAAUCGGGACCUUUGUGGUGCACCAUUGGACGAGUGCCCCAGGAGUCAAAGAUGGAGGCUGAUACCAAUCAGGCUGCGCAGGAUCAACGAAGAGUCCAGUAUCGGAGCGGUUGUCGGGUUCGUCCUAGGGUUCGUGGUGGCCUUCUACUUCCACUUACUCUGCCGUGAGAGGAUCCUUCCUUGUGUCUUCCGCACAUGA